ACGGCAAAUGCCUCAAUGGCAAUUAUUCUGGACCAGGAAUACCUGGAUGCGAGGUAUGAUGCCGUCUUUACGGAAGUACAGAAUAUCAUUGAGCGAGUCCUGCGGGAGGAUUUGAAGAAUGGUGGACUGUACGUGACAUACUACUCCUGGACAUCUAUUAACUUGAAGAAAGACUACAUGGCUGUCCUAAUGAUAUCCAAUUGCGAUAAUACGUGGAAAGUCUUUAGCGAAGCGAGGCAAGAGACUCUUCUUCUUAUUGCCAUGACUGACCCAGAUUGCCCAAGACUACCGCCCACUGAAGCAAUAAUGGUUCCAUUGACCAGUCAUGGGGAGGAGCUCCCACAAGUUCUGCUGGACCUUAAAUCAUCCCAAGCUUUGCGUUGGAAAUCAACUAUUGUCCUGCACGAUGACACCUUUGCUCGUGACAUGAUUAGCCGUGUAGCCAUAGCUGUGACAACGGAAUCUCCUGAUGGCUAUGUAAAGCCCAUGUCAGUGUCAUUAUUUAAGAUUCGUGCACACAUUCAGGAAUGGGAACGAAGAAAAUCCAUUAGACGCACCUUACUCAGCCUUCCAACGAAUUACAUUGGGAGGAAUUUCUUGGUGAUUGUGACUACAACCAUCAUGGAGAAUAUAAUGGAAGUAGCCAAGGAUCUGGGAAUGGUGGAGCCAUUUAGUCAGUGGAUGUACAUAAUAUCCGAUACAAAUGCUCAAAAGCAGAACAUCUCCUCAGUCCUCCCACUCAUUGGGGAAGGUGAAAAUGUUGCCUUUGCAUACAAUGUUACUGGAUUGGAUUCUAACUGCAAAGCUGGAAUUCUGUGUCAUUCAGCUGAGCUUCUCAGAAGCUUCGUGCUGGCACUCUCGAAGAUGAUUCGUGAGGAAAAGGCUGUGUAUGGGCAGAUUUCGGAUGAGGAGUGGGAAACAAUCCGAUUGACAAAGAAGGAAAGGCGUGAUUCCCUCUUGGCAUACAUGGUGAAUCACCUGAAAACAACAUCAGUCUGUUCCAACUGUACAGCAUGGAAGAUUCAAGCAGCUGAAUAUUGGGGAACAGAAUAUCAGACGAAUGUCGACAAUAAAGUUCCGCAAAUGAGAAUUACCCCAAGAGAUUUCUUAUCUUAUAUAUCCAAGAUUACGAAAUUCCUCGAUGUCGGCACAUGGAAGCCAAACGAUGGUGUACAACUGAAUGAUGUCCUCUUUCCGCACGUCUUUCAUGGCUUCCGUGGGAAGAAUCUUCACAUUGUGACAUAUCACAAUCCUCCGUGGCAGAUUAUUGGGUACAACGAAUCCGGGAUUCCAGGUACAAUGCGUGGGCUCGUGAUUGAUAUUCUCAAUGAGAUGUCCAAAAAGCUAAACUUCACCUACACCAUGCACGUUAUCUCAGUGACGGUAGCCCGUGCAAACGACACCGAGGAAUUGAGUCAGAUACCCACAACGUCGAUCCCAAUGGAAAUUCUCAAUCUCGUGAGUCAGGAUAAGGUGUUCUUUGCAGCAGUUGGGGCUACUGUUAAUGAGAAGUACAAGAGGUUUCUCAACUACACCAUUCCUAUUAGCAUUCAGCCGUACAACUUUAUUGUAUCGCGACCGAGAGAGCUCAGUCGGUUGUAUCUCUUUAUGGCUCCAUUCACAGCAGAGACUUGGGUAUGUUUGGCUGCAUGCUUGGUCCUUAUGGGUCCUUUCUUGUAUAUCAUCAAUCGCUUUAGUCCUUUCUAUGAGCAACAAGGCUAUGAUAUUACAAGGCUUGGUCUUAAUCGCAUUAACAACUGCUUCUGGUACAUCUAUGGAGCACUAUUGCAACAAGGUGGAAUGUACCUUCCUCAGGCCGAUAGUGGUAGAAUAAUUAUUGGAACAUGGUGGCUAGUUGUGAUAGUUCUCGUUACAACUUACUGCGGUAAUCUUGUUGCCUUCCUCACAUUCCCAAAGAUUGAGAUUCCAAUAACGACAGUGAGUCAGCUCGUUGGAAAAGCCGGUGCGGUGUCUUGGAGUACAAAAUCAGGGAGUUUUCUCGAGGAAUUUCUCGCGGAAACUGACGAGCCCAAGUACAAACGUCUCCUGGAUGGCAUGACAUUCAAUACGGAGACUUCAGCAGAGACAAUCGAAAGUGUACGUCGUGGGAGGCAUGUCUACAUUGACUGGAAGAGCAAUUUGCAGUAUAUUAUGAAGAAGGAAUUCCUCAUAAAUGAUCGAUGUGAUUUCGCCCUUGGCAUUGAAGACUUCCUAGAUGAGCAAAUUGCUAUUAUAAUGCCCCUAGACAGUGCAUACCUCAAUCUAAUAAACACCGAAAUCAAUCGCCUUCAUCAAAUGGGCUUCAUUCAGCGCUGGCUCAAAGAAUAUCUGCCCAAGAAGGAUCGCUGUUGGAACGUUGGCAAAGCCAUUGAAGUAAAUAAUCACACGGUUAACCUGGAUGAUAUGCAAGGAUCCUUUCUUGUUCUCUUCAUUGGAUGUGUUCUGGGACUCUGUGUUAUCGUCCUGGAAUGCAUGUGGUUCAAGAGGCGCACACUCAAGGAGCAGAUCAUUAUUAAACCAUUUGUAAAGUAA
This is a messenger RNA of Lutzomyia longipalpis, 2532 nucleotides long. RefSeq names its product ionotropic receptor 93a (gene Ir93a). Gene Ontology annotation, cellular component: membrane. Gene Ontology annotation, biological process: monoatomic ion transport. The record is from RefSeq and is a predicted model, not a curated record. The transcript is spliced from 10 exons. The coding region runs from base 16 to 2532 and encodes 838 amino acids. Gene Ontology annotation, molecular function: ligand-gated monoatomic ion channel activity; signaling receptor activity. Lineage: Eukaryota; Metazoa; Arthropoda; Insecta; Diptera; Psychodidae.